AUCUCAUUUCCCAUCCUCCACCUUUUAUAUAUUCCUCCUUUACCCAAACGCUGCCUUCUCUCCUCAUCACACUCUCCCUCCCAACUCAUAUCACUUGAAACCAAAAAUGAACUCCAUCACUAAAAUUCUCUUCACCAUCUUUCUUCUCACUGCUGCAUCUUCACUCUGUUACUCGACCCGACCCGCUUCCGACAAACCCUUCUCUGCUGAACUCAAGCACUCCUCCAAGUCCAAGGGAACCCCUUCAAACCAGAACAACAACAAAGGUGGUAGUGGCAACCCCGGUAUUCCAGGCGGGUUUUUCGGACCCGGACCCGCUUUCAACAUACCCGGAUUCGGAAACGGUUUCGGCAACGGGAUCAUAGGUGGCGGGUACGGAUCCGGGUAUGGUGGUCCGAGUGGGGGCCAUUCCAGAAAUGGAGUAGUGAGGCCCACUGUGGUGUGCAAGGAAAAGGGACCCUGUUACCAAAAGAAGCUGACGUGUCCAGCUAAGUGUUUCACCUCCUAUAGCCGGUCAGGGAAGGGGUACGGUGGCGGUGGCGGUGGUGGCGGGUGCACCAUGGACUGCAAGAAAAAAUGUGUUGCUUAUUGUUAGAAGGAUAUAGGCUGAGGCUUCGGUGUGACAGUGUCAGCCGGUAGACGGUAAUAUGGUUGGUUUCUAUACUAUAGUAUAGUAUACAGUAUAAUCUAAUGCAGUUUUUAGUAGAUCAUAUAUGUAAUAUCAUACAAUAUAAUAUAUUUAUAUAGUAUUGUAUAAGUUGUGGUAUUUGGUGUGUAAGAGUUUUUAUGACUCUGAGAAACUCUUUAGUUAUCUACUUACUUUAAAUUUGGUGCU
This is a messenger RNA of Cannabis sativa, 835 nucleotides long. RefSeq names its product cold shock domain-containing protein 4. The coding region runs from base 107 to 595 and encodes 162 amino acids. The record is from RefSeq and is a predicted model, not a curated record. The transcript has a single exon. NCBI's taxonomy places the organism in Eukaryota, Viridiplantae, Streptophyta, Magnoliopsida, Rosales, Cannabaceae.